CCUCCUAGGUUUAUAAUCCUCUGCGUGGAGUAGCGCACCAACUUUGUCUGUUCGUGAAGGGUCACAAAGUCUUUAUUUCGACAAAAUGAGGGAAAUUGUUCAUCUUCAAGCUGGCCAGUGCGGGAACCAGAUUGGAGCCAAGUUUUGGGAGGUGAUAAGCGACGAACACGGUAUUGACCCCACCGGGGCAUACCACGGGGACAGCGACCUUCAGUUGGAUCGUAUCAACGUGUAUUACAACGAGGCGUCAGGUGGAAAGUAUGUCCCUCGUGCUGUUCUGGUGGACUUGGAGCCGGGCACCAUGGACUCGGUGAGGUCUGGUCCUUUUGGACAGGUGUUUAGGCCUGACAACUUUGUUUUUGGUCAGAGCGGUGCUGGUAAUAACUGGGCUAAGGGCCACUACACUGAAGGAGCGGAGCUGGUGGACUCGGUGCUGGAUGUGGUGAGGAAGGAGGCGGAGAGCUGCGACUGCCUGCAGGGCUUUCAGCUCACCCACUCCCUGGGAGGAGGCACCGGCUCCGGCAUGGGCACGCUCCUCAUCAGCAAGAUCCGGGAGGAGUACCCGGACCGCAUCAUGAACACGUUCAGCGUGGUGCCGUCGCCCAAGGUGUCAGACACCGUGGUGGAGCCCUACAACGCCACCCUGUCCGUCCACCAGCUGGUGGAGAACACUGAUGAGACCUACUGCAUUGACAACGAGGCGCUGUACGACAUCUGCUUCCGUACGUUGAAGCUCACCACGCCCACCUACGGCGAUCUGAACCACCUGGUGUCGGCCACAAUGAGCGGCGUCACCACCUGCCUGCGCUUCCCCGGUCAGCUGAACGCCGACCUGAGGAAGCUGGCCGUCAACAUGGUGCCGUUUCCCAGACUGCACUUCUUCAUGCCGGGCUUCGCCCCGCUGACGAGCCGAGGCAGCCAGCAGUACCGGGCCCUGACAGUCCCUGAACUCACCAUGCAGAUGUUCGACGCCAAGAACAUGAUGGCGGCGUGCGACCCGCGCCACGGCCGCUACCUGACGGUGGCGGCCAUCUUCCGCGGCCGCAUGUCCAUGAAGGAGGUGGACGAGCAGAUGCUGAACGUUCAGAACAAGAACAGCAGCUACUUCGUCGAGUGGAUCCCCAACAACGUGAAGACGGCCGUCUGCGACAUCCCGCCACGCGGCCUCAAGAUGGCCGCCACCUUCAUCGGAAACAGCACGGCCAUCCAGGAGCUGUUCAAGCGCAUCUCGGAGCAGUUCACCGCCAUGUUCCGCCGCAAGGCCUUCCUGCACUGGUACACCGGCGAGGGCAUGGAUGAGAUGGAGUUCACCGAGGCAGAGAGCAACAUGAACGACCUGGUGUCAGAAUACCAGCAGUACCAGGAGGCCACGGCAGAGGAGGAGGGAGAGUUUGAAGAGGAGGGAGAAGAAGACCUGGCCUAAGCAGCCGCCAUGUUGCUUUUCCUCCUGAUCUGCAGUUACAGUCAGGAAGCAUUUAGGUCAAAACACUGAAGUUGUGCUAAACAGCAGCAGCUUUACUGCUUCUGAGAUUGAAGGAUUUUCUCAGGCUCAGCUUGAAACAUGUUAGAUUUUACAUUAGAGCUAUAUCUGGAAUAUACAUAUUUGAAAUGUGUAAAACUGAUACAACUUGUGAUGUUAAAGUGUAACUAACCCUGUUAGAAAGCAUUAAAGCAGGCAGAGCCAAAAGACUCAGCCAAGGCUGAACGGUAAGCCUGUUAUAUUAACAUAGUUUGCUGGAUGAUAAAUUGUCCCAGAAGUUAUUGUGAUAAACAAUUAUGUUCUUGUGUUCAGACCGUUUUCAAGUAAUAUCAGACAGUCAUACUAAUAAUGUAAGAACACAUCAUCAAAUUUCAUUAAACUUUAAUUACUAAAGAAUAUUUAACAUUGGAACUGGAAGACAUUUUAAAUAUUCAAAAUAAAUAAAACA
Xiphophorus maculatus (southern platyfish) is the source of this 1928-nucleotide messenger RNA. Its product is annotated as tubulin beta-1 chain. The record is from RefSeq and is a predicted model, not a curated record. NCBI's taxonomy places the organism in Eukaryota, Metazoa, Chordata, Actinopteri, Cyprinodontiformes, Poeciliidae. Gene Ontology annotation, cellular component: cytoplasm; microtubule. Gene Ontology annotation, biological process: mitotic cell cycle; microtubule cytoskeleton organization. Bases 86 to 1423 code for a protein of 445 amino acids. The transcript is spliced from 7 exons. Gene Ontology annotation, molecular function: structural constituent of cytoskeleton; GTP binding; GTPase activity.